AUGGCUGCCUCCGAGGACCUCAUCGACUUCAAUAUUAUUGAAGCGCAGAAGGAAAACGUUCAAUCGCUCCCCGGUGGCCGUUCAGCCAGAGAACUCGCCCGCAUUUUCUCUGGUGGCAGCAACAGUGACAGCCUCGCGACCCCCUCGCCUAACGAUACACGAACACUCAAUGGAGCCAUCCGCCAAGAAUACGAAAAUGAAUUACAAGCCAUAGGAGAAUCUGACGAUCCGCUCGAUGUUUACGACCGCUAUGUGAAAUGGACUUUAAAUGCAUACCCCUCUGCUCAAGCGACUGCCGAGUCCGGCCUCCUCCCGCUGCUGGAGCGUGCGACUAAAUCUUUCCUAUCGUCAACCCACUACAAAAACGACCCGCGCUACCUCAAAUUGUGGCUUCACUACAUUAGGCUAUUCUCUGAUGCGCCUCGCGAAACCUUUGCAUUCCUUGCACGCCAUCAUAUAGGUGAGGGAUUGGCCUUGUUUUACGAAGAAUUUGCUGCGUGGUUAGAAGGUGCCGGACGCUGGUCUCAGGCCGACGAGGUAUUCAGGCUCGGCGUGGAUCGCGAAGCACGUCCAGCUGAACGAUUGUUACGAAAAUACAGCGAAUUCCAACAUCGAUACGAGGCGCGGCCGCAGGACGCGGGGCCAUCCUCGCCAGCUCUGCCAGCUGUUCGCCCCGCACUGGCCGCGAAGAUGGACCCAUUUUCCCUGACAGAUCCCUCUGGAGACCAGCAGGCCUCCCGGCCAUCACCUCAGGCUGCUGGUGCGAAGACGAAGUCUGGAAAGGCAAAGAUGGCUAUUUUCUCCGAUGCUGACGCGAUUUCUACCGAACAACCGGCUGCUAGCGGCGUCACGAAGGGCUGGGAUAGCAUCGGAUCCAUGCGAGAUCGAAAGAAGGAAAACGAGGUCGAGGCAAAGCCGUGGGUUGGAGAGACAUUGAAGGCAGGAAAGAAAUCGGCGCCGAAGGAAAAAAUGGCCAUUUUCAGGGACGAGUCAAAUCCAAAUCCUCCUCAAGAAGAAGUUUGUGCCCCCCGGCAUAUUCCGGAACACCAUGUAAGAGAAGCGGUAAAUCCACGAACUGGCCGACGAGAACGCGUGUUUGUCGACCUGGAAUCGGUAUACCCCGACUACAAGAACCCUGCGCACGAGGUCAGCUUUGAGGAACUGAGGGCGAUCAAGCGGGGAUGGAUGAGCAAGAAUUGGCGGACGCAGAAGGAGCCUCUGAAGCAAAUUUCAGGCAACUCCGCCAGUGAAUUGCAAUUGACACAACCCGAAGCACCGGGCUUUGAUGAAAAUUUGCCAGACCAAUUCGACCAGAAGUUGGCCAUUGAUGAGAAGUCCCCAACGCAGGCACAAGAUGAAUCUUUGGAAGGCAAAUCUGGUAAAGCGAGGAGGUUCAAGGUCCAUGGGGACUCGCAGACUCAAACUGGUAAUUUUAACAUUCACCACUCUUUCUCUAAACCCGAUGCUAAUUAUGUUGCAGUCAAAAUGAAGUUUGACUCUCCUACAAACUCCAAGGUUCGUCGGAAGAGCACCAGAGAGCCGACAAUGACCAUGCACACGCGAGCUGCUACGGAUGAAAUCUACAGCAUAUUCAAUCAACCUUUGAAAGCUGAAGAGGAAGAUGCAGCCGAUAGUUGUUUCGGCAGCGACUACGACGAUGAUGAUUGCGCUAGCACUGCAGAUACUACUGGUCAUAUCUCUGCGACUUCAAGUGACUUUGGUGACGACGAGACCCAGACAUUUCAUAAGUCGCUGGAUGAUACGGAAUACGGUGAAGGCGAUACUACUCACCCCGAAAGUGUUGUCGGAGACGAUUGGACUGAGUUCAGCGUCAGUCGAGAUGUCCCUGGCGCCGAAUCGGCAGAUGCAACGUCUCAUUCGGUCAUUAGCGAAGGUGUACCUGAAGAUUCACCACACGGGACUCCUGAAAGAAGGGGCUUCAUGCCUCAGAUGCCAGAAGAUUAUGCUCCGCCUUGUGGGACAUAUAGAGAUCCUGCGAUCAUGGCCCAGAACCGUUUGCCCUUCAUGACUCCGAUUGUGGAGCGCACUGAGUCUUCUAUCUCUAUGACUGCUGCUCGGAAUGCUCUUUCCAAUGCUAAAACACCAUCAAGGCCUCGAACACCUUCUGGUGUCCCGCAAAUGGGUGACCUUUUGCUGUCCAGUCCAUUGGGAGGUGCUACGCCAUAUCACGGAGACCACACCGUGAACUCCACAGCCGAUGUUCCAUUCAGUCCCACUGCGUUCAAAGCCCUUGCUCCCAAGCAGCGUCGACGAGAGGUCAUUAUCAAGGAGGCACAAUGCAAUCCGACAGACAAAGGCAUUCGCAACACGAUCUUGAAUUCCUUAGAACCUCCGCUAGCGACAUAUGCAGGCUAUCAUGGCCAUUCUCAAGCCAGCAACUAUUCUUCCAUGAUUCAAAAGUUUGUGAAGACUCAUAGCAGACGAUCUAAGAGUGGCGAUGAUGAAGCAUACGACAUGCCAAUUCUUGAAUUUCCCGGUGCAGAGCGAAGCUACAUCAUCCGUCGUGAGCUCGGUGCAGGCGCCUAUGCCCGGUCUUCCUAUAACUCCGAUUCUGGUGACGAAAACAUGUCUUUCAGUGGUAAAAAUACCUUGACCAAGAAAUCCAACCUCUGCGACACCGCCCGGCACCCAUUUGAAGCCGUCAAGGUCGAGAACGGACCUUCAAGCGCCUGGGAAUUUUACAUGAUCCGCACCGCCCAUGAACGUCUUCGCAAAUCCCCCGGCCACGCGCGCGCCACAGAUAGCAUUGUCCGCGCGCAUGAACUCCACGUCCACCAGCGCGAAAGCUUCCUUGUUGAGGAUUAUCGUGGCCAAGGCACCCUGUUAGACCUUGUCAACAUUCUCCGCAAUGAACCCAUCUCCUCAACCCACAACAGCGAAGGUGGCCUCGAAGAAUCCCUUGCCAUGUUCUUCUCCGUCGAACUCUUCCGUACAGUCGAAGCCCUCCAUGCCAACGGCAUCCUCCACGGCGAUAUCAAAGCAGACAACUGUCUCGUCCGCCUCGACGAAGAAGACCCACCCAGAAAUGCCUUCUCCCUGCUCGAUCUUGGCACCGACGGAUCAACCCAAGAUCCCCGCGACAGCAUUUACUACUCCCCAAGCGGAGCUCUGGGCUGGCGAAACAAGGGUCUCGCCCUCAUCGACUUCGGUCGUGGGAUCGACAUGAACGCAUUCAGUCCCAGCGUCCAAUUCAUCGCAGACUGGGAAACGGGUACUCACGAAUGCAACGAAAUCCGUGAAAUGCGUCCCUGGACCCACCAAAUCGACUUGUACGGAAUUGCCGGUGUCAUUCACGUCCUUCUCUUUGGUAAAUACAUCGAAUCCGCCGCCGUCCGUAGCAGUUCCGGCACAUCAAGUACAUACCGCAUCCGAGAAUCGUUGAAACGAUACUGGGACCGCGAGCUGUGGGCUGACGUUUUUGAUUUACUUCUCAAUCCUGGUUCUGAGAAGUGGGUCUCUGUGGAAAUGGACGCUGAGGGGGAAAACUUCAAUGGGUUUGCGUUGCCGGUUUUGCACUCUAUGCGGAAGGUGCGCGAGGCCAUGGAAGAUUGGCUUGUGCUUCACGCGGAGAAGAAGGGGCUUGCGUUGCAGUUGAGAAAGAUUGAGGCGUUGCUUUCCGAGAGGAAGAAGAAGAUGGAGCGUUCUUGA
Molecule: messenger RNA, 3669 nt
Organism: Penicillium maclennaniae
Lineage: Eukaryota; Fungi; Ascomycota; Eurotiomycetes; Eurotiales; Aspergillaceae
Product: putative checkpoint protein kinase (SldA)
Exons: 3
Coding region: 1-3669 (1222 amino acids)
Biological process (GO): mitotic spindle assembly checkpoint signaling; protein phosphorylation; meiotic sister chromatid cohesion, centromeric
Molecular function (GO): protein kinase activity; ATP binding
Source: RefSeq, a predicted model, not a curated record